UUGCAGAAACAGAGAGUGUAGUGGUGUAGAUGUCAUCGAGGCGUGGAGAAUAUGGUUACCGCGAUGGAUCGGUACAGUUUCCACGACGUUCCUCCCGAGAGAGACAAGCGAUUUAUAUGAACCUAGAUGAGAAUUUUCUUAUCGGUAAUUCGACGGGGGAUUCACUGUUACGCUCUCUGGUAGACCGAGCCAAUAGAUCUCGAGAUCCAAUAAAUAGUUCAUAUAUGUUACCUCAUACGUUCCGCUAUUCGACAAGAUCGAAAGAUAGGAUCUACGUUGAUACGUACGGAGUUCGGACGAAUGGACAGAGUGAUGUUGAUGGUGAUUUCGAAGAGUGUGUGGUGCGUUCAAAAAUCCGAAAAAAAUCGAGGUCGAAACCACCAUCUCCAGUUGAUGAGGAUAUCAAUUCUCCUGCUUCUGAUUCAACAGCAGAAGAUGCACGUCCUGGAUUGUCAAAUUCAGUAGUUGGAUCUGACGCUAAGCAGGAAGUUGUAGAACCAAACAUGUAUGAAAGCGUGAAACAGCGACACCAGGCAAAGAAACAAGCUACACUUAUUGCCCAAAAAAAGGCCAAAAAUGUUGUGGCGUGCAAUUCAAUGCGUAGACGGCAGCCUAAAAAAGAAGAUUCAGAAGAUGGUGAGGAAGAUCGAAGAAAUGGUGCUCCAGAAGACGAUGAUGAAUCAGAUGAAAAUGAGCCGCGACAUUAUGCGUUAAGGACGCAUAUCAAUCCAGUAGCACGAUUUUGCAUUGAACCGCGUGCUCAACCGACUCGUACAUAUGCUCUUCGACGUGAACUGUCAAAUAAUGAUUUGGGAGAGUCACGAUCACGGCGGCAUAUCCAUCGAAAACGCCUCUUCGGUAGAAGCGAUUCAGAUUCAUCGUCUCUUUCAUCUGAAGGUGCCAUGCAAGCUAAUGGGGAUGGUCGAUUCGAAUGUCAUCGUUUGCUAAGAAUGAAUAAGGCUAGAGCUCAGUUACGUCCAGUCAAUAACGAUGAUCUGUCAUAUACAAUUGGCGUGCGUGAAUUAAUUCGUCGCAAAGCUGGAGCAGCUAAUAUUUCCGGGUCAGAUAUUGAUCCUAUGCACAUUGAUCGCAGCAUUGAUUUUAGCAAAAUUGGUGGUUUAGACUGUCACAUACAGUCUUUGAAGGAAGUAGUUCUCUUCCCGUUAUUGUAUGGUGAAAUUUUCUCUCAAUUCAGUAUUCAGCCGCCAAAAGGAGUUCUUUUUUAUGGACCACCGGGUACGGGAAAGACACUUGUAGCACGUGCGCUGGCCAAUUCAUGCAGCGAUGGUGAUAAAAAAGUAGCAUUUUUCAUGCGUAAAGGAGCCGACAUUUUGAGUAAAUGGGUAGGCGAGUCUGAACGACAAUUAAGAGCCCUUUUCGAACAGGCGUUCAUAAUGCGUCCUUCCAUAAUAUUCUUUGAUGAAAUCGAUGGUUUGGCACCAGUUCGAAGCUCAAGACAGGAUCAAAUUCAUAGCUCUAUCGUCUCAACUUUGCUGGCAUUAAUGGAUGGAUUGGACAGUCGGUGCGAGGUUGUUGUAAUCGGAGCAACGAAUAGACUAGAUGCCAUCGAUCCUGCGUUGAGACGUCCUGGUCGAUUUGAUCGAGAAUUAAGCUUUCGCUUGCCUCAUAAGAAUGCGAGAUUGGAAAUUUUAAAAAUUCACACAUCAUCUUGGGGCAUUAAUCGACCAUCAGACAACAUUUUCAAAUGGCUUUCUGAGCGCACAUCGGGAUAUUGCGGUGCCGAUUUGAAGUCGCUUUGUACGGAAGCAGUUCUUACUGCACUUCGGUCUCAAUUUCCCCAAAUCUAUUCAUCCAAAGAAAAGGUCUAUAUCGAUCCCAAAGCACUGAAAGUGGAAAAGAAAGAUUUCGAUAUUGCAAUGCGACGCAUUGUACCAGCUGGUCGAAGAGAUUUUACUAUACCUUCGCGGAUUUUGGACGACAGACUCAAGAUAUUGUUAGAACAUGUGAUUGCUUUAAUAUGUCGCCGCAUUCCUAAAGGUUAUCACGAUGUGGUUGACAGCGGUCGAGAGUUAGGUGAUAUCGAACGAAUUCUGAAAGGAGUUUAUUCAACUCCUGCUAUACCGUCUGCUCGCUUACUGCUCUGCGGUUCCUCCAGCAAUAUAGGUCAAACGUCUUAUAUCUUACCUGUUAUCAUAAACCACCUGGAUCAUCUUCCGGUAUUUUCACUUUCAAUGGCCAACCUCUUCUCUUACGGGUCAUCAGAGGAGCGUUUUUCUCAUUGUGUACAAUCAGCUAUUCGUGCCUCAUCAAGCGGGACGCCCUGUUUACUGUUGAUUCCUUCCAUUGACAGGUGGUAUUCAUCAGUACCUCCGUCAGUUUGGAAUCUGCUCUUAUCUGCUGUCAGCUCAUUUACGGGUUUCACUUCCAUCCUUCUUCUUUCGACAGCAGAAUGCAGCUAUUCGGAACUACCUGCUGAGGUUCAACUUGUCUUUCGUCCUCAAGAUUCAAUGGAAAUAACUCCACCUCCAGCUGACCAACUUGAAGCUUAUUUCCAACACGUCAUUAUCGGGCCAGCGUGUACUCCACCUAUAACAUUUAACGUUGAUGACUAUCCUGCACUUCCAAAAGCUGGUGUAGUACAGCCGUCAAACCGACUCAGCAGUGAUGAGAUUAAGGAACUGAAGAAGCUUUAUGAUCAGUAUCAUUUGGAAGUUAUCCUUCAUUAUGAAGAAACCAUUGCUCGUUUAAUCCGUGACCGUCGAUUCAGUGCAUUUGUACAACCAGUAGAUCCUGUGGAUGUUCCCGAUUAUUAUACGCACAUUAAAAAUCCUAUGGAUCUUGGUACUAUGUUUUCAAAAGCACCGAACUAUAAAACACCUGACGAAUUUCUCAACGAUUUCCGACUGAUUCAUCGAAAUGCAGUGGAAUAUAAUCCAGUUACUGAUUAUGAAGGACGUCAGAUUCGCAUUAUGGCAAAAGUGCUGUUGGAUAUGGGUCAGCGGGCAGUUCUGGAACUGGAUUCGAAGUUCUUGAAACGCCUGGAGGAUGUGAAAAGGAUGUUGAAAGAAAAUGGCAUCAAAGUGGAUGAUGAGAGUGAUGAGGGUGAUCAUGGAAAGCAACCAAAUGGGCAUGUAGUGAAUAACUGUGAAGUUCCUGUAAAGAAUGAUAAAGAAGAAAUGGAUAUGCCAGAAGAGUUGAAAAAAACAGCCAUCAAGCGACGUGGGUUGCACACGUCUAAAUUGUCUCGGAAGCGGCGUUGCAUCAGGAAAUCACUUAAAAAGUGCCGUGCAAGCCAUCCCAAUUUGAGUAGCCAGAUGGAAGGUAUUGAUGUUGAAGAUGGUGUGCUAAGUGAUGGUGACCAGCUUGUAACGGAUGAUGACAAGGAUUUCGAGAAUGGACGGAGCGUGGAUACUAGCAAUUCAAGUUCAAACCGUGAAACGGGUAACACUAAAGAUGGUAGAAGAAGUCUUAAAAUCGAUCUUAAUAAACUUGAUGAAGUUGUCCAUAUGGUAAGUUUUCAAUAAAUGGAAGUAAGUGCAUAUUUUCCAAAAAAAAGUAUUUUCAAAAAUACGGAUCAUUUUUCAUAAUAGAGGUAUAGUUCAUGCAAAUUUUCAUAAAGGUUUCUGUUUUGUAUUACAUUUUUGUACUACGAUUUCGGUUCAUUUCUUGGCACAGAGUGGUAGGUAAUCGAUUCAGGCAGUGAAUAAAAGUCGUGGUUGGCCAUUGGUGGAUUUGGAACUUUUUGCUGCGAGGAUUUCGGAGAUUAUUGAGACAUUCCGUGAUAAAUGGGAUCGUACGCAGUUGCCGUAUGAAGUCGAUGGGAUGAUCCGUCGCUGGAGCUCUUCGAACUAGCCUGUUUUUAAAUUUAUUUUUCUCUUAUUUGUACGAAAAGGUGUUGUAUUUUGGAUGGUUGUAAUUAGGUAGUUUAUUUAGCUCAAAUUUUUGUCAUAGUAUCAAACCGUAAAUCUUUCCUUUUCGGUUCAACACGUGCGUAUAUGUCUUUGUGUGGAUAUUAUGUAUAUGCACAUAUUUCCCUUUGCUCG
Molecule: messenger RNA, 4004 nt
Organism: Loa loa (African eye worm)
Lineage: Eukaryota; Metazoa; Nematoda; Chromadorea; Rhabditida; Onchocercidae
Exons: 24
Coding region: 30-3485 (1151 amino acids)
Biological process (GO): positive regulation of transcription by RNA polymerase II
Cellular component (GO): nucleus
Molecular function (GO): histone binding; ATP binding; chromatin binding
Source: RefSeq, a predicted model, not a curated record